This is a messenger RNA of Pantherophis guttatus, 3416 nucleotides long. RefSeq names its product BRCA1 associated ATM activator 1 (gene BRAT1). The record is from RefSeq and is a predicted model, not a curated record. Gene Ontology annotation, cellular component: nucleus. Gene Ontology annotation, biological process: cell population proliferation; positive regulation of protein phosphorylation; DNA damage response. NCBI's taxonomy places the organism in Eukaryota, Metazoa, Chordata, Lepidosauria, Squamata, Colubridae.
GGGAAGGCCGCGACCUUUUGAUCCAUCCCCCACCCCCGCCUAGAAACCCCGGGCCCAAUCCUCCCGUGAUUCUCGGCUGUGAACGAUUGAGGGGAUCGGAGCCGAAUGUGUCUACAGGGCUCCCGUCGGGAGGAGAAGCCGAAUCCUGGCGCCGUCAGGAAGGGGCGAGCUUCCUUCGCCCUUCUGCGCAUGCCCGGGUCAGGAGGGCGGCGCGCGGGGGGGGGGGAAAGGGACGAGCCCGCGCCUGCGCAGAGAAGACGAGCCCCCUGUAGUUCGCAAGCACGAGUUUGCAGCGGGUUGGGUUGCACGCUCUGCUCGCUCGCGCGCGCGCCUCGUUUUCCUUGCAAGCGGAGCCUUUUGCAAAGCUCCGGGCUCUUUGCACAGGAGGCUCUAUCCCAAUAAGAACCCUGCAUUGGGGGCCGGGGUCGUCUCUUCCCGCCCCUUCCCCAGCAACCCUGCUUGCAUUGCACCAUUCAAUGCCCUGCGCGAGAAAGACGGGGUGGCAUUUCAGACGAUCGGGGCGGACGCGUGUCUGCACUAAACCCGGGGUGUCAACGUAGCUUGCAGUGGGAGCUUUUUUAAAAGAAAAAAAAAAGUUUGUAAAAGUUUCCCCCAUCCGGGCAGCUCUGUAUAAAAACUGUGAAUAUUAAGCUCUGUUUUGGGGGGCUUCGCCUCUUUUUUUUCUUUUGCAAGAACUCCUUGCUCCCCAUGGAUGCAAAAUGUUCCCAGCUUUUGCCUUCCGUUUGCUCCGUCCUGGCCGACCCCGGGCAUCCCGUGGCAGACGACACUUGUCUGGAAAAACUGCUGGACUGGUUUAAGGCUCUGGCCAGCGCUGGGCCUAGUUUGCUGGUGUUAAAAGAGAACCCAUGUCUGAUCGAGUUGAUCCUUGCGGUGCUCAAACAAGGGGAACCAGAUCCCGUCCUUCUUUCUUUCGUCCUGAGGCUGACGGGGAUCUUUGCAGCUUCCGAAAGCAGCUUCCAGUAUCUGCAGCAACGGGAGGUGGUGUUUGGAGCCUUCGGAGAAGCGGGUCCCCUGGGCAGCCCACUCUGGGAAGACAUGACCAUUCGGAGCGGCUGGGUGCAAGGCGCCUAUGUCAUGCUGCAACAUUACAGCGCCUUCCAGUUCCUCUGCAACUCUGGAGCUCUGGAUGUGAUCUUCACUCUUCAAGGAGACCCCAGCCUCUUCAUCGCCGCGGGAGCCAAUCGGCUUCUUGCCCGCCUGCUCAUUUUUUCCGUAGAGUCCGAACCGUCUCGUCUACUCAGUUCAAAGGACUGCGAUUGGCCGGCCUGCGCUCGGAUGAUGGUCGUCCGUGUUGAGGAGGCUCUCACGUCCCACUCUUCGUCUCGGAUCAAGCAUUCCCUGAAGCUCUUAAUGACGUUAUUCGAACACAACCAGGAUGCCUGGACUGAAAUCUUGUGGUCACGCAUAGCAGAAACGGUGGAAGCUGUCCUGAUGGAAGAGCCAAUCCAAGCUGGACCCUGGUUGGUUGAUUUGUUCCUUAGCAUGGCGAGGUCUCCUGCAUUUCGCUCUCAUGAAUGCAGCCUUUGGAAGCUGGUGGCCCUCGCCCUGAAGAAUAUCAGCCUGGCUCAGGCCGGCCCUCUGGCACACGGACUUUUGAAGCUGGAGGCAUGCCCGCAGGCCAUCAAAGCCCAGAGCCUGGCUGUUUUGCUCCAGCCCAUGGACUGCAUCUUACGAGCCACUUCGCAUCGUUUAGCCGCCUCCCCGAAUGCUUCCUCUGCAGAGUCUCUUCUCUCUACCAGUCUCCUGUGUCAGACGAUGGCUCAUCUCGAGGAAGUCCAGGAGACGGCCUGCUUGGCGGUGGACUUUCCCCAUAGGCCUUUGUUAUGCUCCAUGGUGACCAUACUACAGUUUUGCGCUGGCCAGGCUGUGUCGUCGUCCUCCUUCGGAGCUACACUAGGCCACCUCUUGAUUGGCAGCUUCCGAGUCCAGAGGGCAGCCCUCAGCCUCCUGGGAGCACUCUCACGAUGGGCUGCAUUGGUUCACGAUGAAGAAAGGCUGCAAGUGUUUGACGUUCUCCUGACAUACUUACGGAGUCCGGACAACAGUCCUGUGAUUUUGAAGAAAGCCCUUCAAGGAACCCUGAAGUGGCUUCUGACUGACUUGCAGCCUUCCGUCUUCCUUGCCGAUCUCCAGCAACACCAAAAGUUUCUCAGAGAUACGCUGCAGGUGUUACGGAAACAUCUGUGCAGUCCAAGCUGGGAAGUACGCGAUUCCUCCCUGGAGUUUCUCAGCCUGGCGAUGAAGCAUUUGAGAGGGCUAGACUGGUUUUGGCAAGAGCUGCUCUCUUCAGAGUUUCCCACGCUUUUGGAAGAUCUCCUGAAUGAUCCCGAGAGCUACGUGCGUGCCAGCGCCGUGAAAACCUGGGGCCUUUUCUCCCUCAUGGCCCACUCUCGUCCAGAAGCGCCUCUUGUCAAAAGGAACGAGAACACCAAAGAGAUCUGUGUCGGGGCCGCUCGCUUGCUGGAAAUCUUGUCUUCGGACUCCGAAGGUUUUCCUCGCCGAGCUGCCGUCGGCGUCUUCAUUGACUGGCUGAAGGAAGGACACCCUGAGGCCUGGGCGGAUCCCGCCGAGUUCGUUUCCCGAGCUUUUCAAGCUGUGGAUGGAGACUUAGAUUGGGAAGUCAAAAUUAACGCUCUGGAACUGGCGGGUGUUUUCAUCGCCCAGACAUUUGACCGGCUUGGACUCGGACAGAGCUCAACUUCAGCUGGUUCUUCGCUUGCCAAGAUGCCAGCGCAUCUCGCCGACGUGCUGCGGCUCUUCUGUCAAAUGAAAAUGUUUGGCUUCCUUUUCAGAGCCCUUCAGGACUGCGACAGGCCAGUGGCACUCAAGGCCUGCGAGGUCCUUUUGGCUCUGAAAUCCGCUCUUUGCAAACACCGGUCGAAAUCGUCACCGUCGGGAGAUGGUGCUGGGCUAAAGGAAGUUCCUACAGAGACACCCUUCUCUUGUCUUUUGAGCCUUCCUGCUGGGGAGGCUGCCGAAAAGGAUUGCCAGGAUCCAGAAAGGCUGAGCCUGAUAUUAGAAUCUGUGGACCUGGAGGGUUUGCGAAGGUCUCUGGAUGUGAGCAGCGAUCACCUGGAGAGGAAUCCCCAGUCUCUCCUGCAGGAUAUCCUGGCUGCAGGGAACGCCGAGGAGAACAAAGUAGAUUGCUAUUGAAAGGAUGGGCUGGAGCUCGCCGGCCAGCUUGGAAAAGGGGCCAACUGUAAGAACCAAAUGACUGCAAGCACGCUGCUUUUUCCAGGCACCUCCAGAAAGUGGGCCUGGUAGAGCGAAUUAAAACAGGAAGAAUAAACACCAAAGAAGAGCUAAUGGACAUUUGAACCAAAAGGCAAAACUCACACAAACUUGGGGUGAAUGCAGGGGAUGAUAAUAAAUGAAAUAAAGACCCAAUACUCCUC